CUAAAACCUCUAAAACCCCUCGCCACUCUGAAGCCUGAAACGCCCGCGACGUCGGUUAUCUGGCGCUGGUUGCAAAGAUGCAAUCUUUCCGUAGUCAUUUCCUUCGCCACAAGCUCCUCGUUCUCUCUGGAAGCAAGUCCUUUGCGGGUGCUCGAUCUCUCAUUUCUUCCUUUGCGGGUGCUCGACCCCUCAUUUCUUCGCCGGUUCACUUCCGAAGUAGUAGCUUUCAUUCCAGCGAUCGGCGAUGGGAGGAAGAAUCUAGAGAUUCACCUGCAUCCAGCGUGGGCGUGGAGGUGCAUAAGUUUUCGACAUACGUUGAUCCUCUGGAGGGAAAGAUCGUGACAAUGCAAGUUGCAGACGAGAGAGAUGAUAACGGAGGAGAGGCGGAGGUGAACAUCAAUACAGUGGCUGCCGCAAAGGUAAGUAGUGGUAGUAGCAGCCAGGAGUUCAAUAGUCAGGAGACUGACGAAAAUAAGCAGAAUUCCCUAUCCUAUGCUGGUGUAAAGAGAAAGUCGAGGAAGUCGAGGAAGACGAAGUCUACUUGGGUUUGUGAAAAUUGCGGAGAUAUACAAGCACAGUGGUGGCGAACGUGCCCAAACUGCCAAGAGGUAGGUACGUUUAAGUGCUUCGUGGAGUCUGAGGUGAGCAAGUCAAGGGGGGUUGAGAUUUCUGAAGCCCUAGUUAGUUCGUGGCUCCCCCAGGAGUCAAGAAUAAGCACCCCUAUCAGCUUGGCCGAAGUGACAUCAGGCACAGACCAGUCAGAAUGGAGAAUUCCGCUCGAUCGGCGAUGGGAGGAAGAAUCUAGGGAUUCACCUGCAUCCAGCGUGGGCGUGGAGGUGCAUAAGUUUUCGACAUACGUUGAUCCUCUGGAGGGAAAGAUCGUGACAAUGCAAGUUGCAGACGAGAGAGAUGAUAACGGAGGAGAGGCGGAGGUGAGUAUCAAUACAGUGGCUGCCGCAAAGGUAAGUAGUGAUAGUAGCAGCCAGGAGCUCAAUAGUCAGGAGACUGACGAAAAUAAGCAGAAUUCCCUAUCCUAUUCUGGUGUAAAGAGGAAGUCGGGGAAGACGAAGUUUACUUGGGUUUGUGAAAAUUGCGGAGAUAUACAAGCACAGUGGUGGGGAACGUGCCCAAACUGCCAAGAGGUAGGUACGUUUAAGUGCUUCGUGGAGUCUGAGGUGAGCAAGUCAAGGGGGGCUGAGAUUUCUGAAGCCCUAGUUAGUUCGUGGCUCCCCCAGGAGUCAAGAAUAAGCACCCCUAUCAGCUUGGCCGAAGUGACAUCAGGCACAGACCAGUCAGAAUGGAGAAUUCCGCUAGAGGGACACUUUGGAUCUGAGUUCUGUAGGGUUCUUGGUGGUGGUCUCGUGCCAGGCUCCUUAGUUUUAAUUGGUGGCGACCCUGGAGUUGGCAAGAGUACACUACUAUUGCAGAUUGCUGCUAUUUUAGCUCGAGGAUUCAAUCAUGGAGGGCCUGCUCCAGUUGUAUAUGCAUCUGGUGAGGAGAGCAUUGAACAAAUAGGAAACAGGGCACAGCGUAUGAGCAUCACAACCAAGGAUCUUUACUUGUAUUCAAAUACAGACAUUGAGGAUAUAUUGGAAAAAAUAACAAAACUGUCCCCACGGGCUCUUAUUGUCGAUUCUAUUCAGACUGUUUAUUUGAAAGGAGUUACUGGUAGUGCUGGAAAUGUCAUGCAGAUUAAGGAGUGCACAUCGGCCUUACUCCGAUUUGCUAAGCAGACAAAUAUCCCUGUUUUCUUGAGUGGGCAUGUGACAAAAACAGGAGAUAUUGCUGGGCCUCGCAUCUUGGAGCAUAUAGUGGAUGCUGUUUUCUAUAUGGAGGGUGAUAGGUACACAUCUUAUCGGCUAGUGCGCUCUGUGAAGAACCGCUUUGGUUCAACUGAUGAGCUUGGAGUGUUUGAAAUGUCAGACGUUGGCUUGCAAGCUGUCCAAAAUCCAAGUGAAAUAUUCCUAAGUGAAGACUUUUCUGACUCUGAUGUAUUAGUUGGUCGUGCAGUAGCAGUAACCCUUGAUGGUUCUCGAACUUUUUUGAUUGAGAUCCAGGCAUUAUGCGCAUCUGAUUGUUCAGUUAGAAGAUAUUUCAACGGGAUAGGAGACCGUAAAGCUUCUUUGAUGAUUGCUGUCCUUAUUAAACAAGCUGGUCUGAAGCUUCAAGACAAUGUCAUUUUCCUCAAUGUCGUUGGUGGAUUUGAGUUGACAGAGACUGCAGGAGAUCUGGCGAUAGCAGUUGCAAUUUCCAGCAGCUUCUUGGAGUUUCCAAUCCCGAACAAUGUUGCUUUCAUUGGAGAGGUUGGGCUAGGCGGCGAGCUUCGCUCUGUCCCGAGAAUCGACAAGCGAUUAAUGUCUCUUGCCAAACUGGGUUUCAAGAAGUGCAUCAUACCAGAGACAGCCAAUAAAUUGCUCAAGUCCCUGAAUCUGGAUAUCGAAAUCAUCAGCUGCAAAAAUUUGAAAGAAGUCAUCAACGUUGUGUUUAGUAAAGAGUCCUAAUUCCAGCUAUUCGAUACAAAGCUAGAUGUGCGUUUUUUUGCAGAAUCGGAAAGCAUAAUUUUUGAAUACUAUCCCUCUGUAUAGAAGUUUCGAACAUGAUAAACGAAAAACAAGUCCCUGGCAAAAAUGUAUUGCGUGGCAUUAUUCAACGCAAAGGUCCAUGCAUGUUUAUGUUUUA
This is a messenger RNA of Zingiber officinale, 2679 nucleotides long. Its product is annotated as DNA repair protein RadA-like. Gene Ontology annotation, biological process: recombinational repair. NCBI's taxonomy places the organism in Eukaryota, Viridiplantae, Streptophyta, Magnoliopsida, Zingiberales, Zingiberaceae. Gene Ontology annotation, molecular function: ATP binding; damaged DNA binding; ATP hydrolysis activity. The transcript is spliced from 16 exons. The coding region runs from base 78 to 2501 and encodes 807 amino acids. The record is from RefSeq and is a predicted model, not a curated record.